CGGCGGGAGCGCGCGCUCCGUUUCGCAGGAGGAGGCGAGCAUGUUGCGAACGCUGGCGCUGCGCUCCGGCCCUCUGCGCCUUCGGGCGGCCCCCGUGCGCCUGGCCGCCAGAGCCUGGUCCGCCGCCGCCGUCCCCGCGCCCAACCCGCGCCCGGAGAUCGCCUACACGCAGGUAAGGAGCAGGCCGGAGCGGCCCCGGCUUCUUCCCGGGGGAAGCAGCCGCGCCUCCUGCCCGCCCCCCAGCCUUGCUUCCCUCGGCCGGCAAGAGGUUCCUGGAGCGCGUGCAGAGGGCCGGCUCUCCCUCGCUACCCGCAAGCAACCCGUUUCUCCGACCCGGACCCUCCCCCAGCUGGGGGGAAAAAGGAGGAGGGGGUCUUCAUCCGGAUCUUCCGCACCUGCAGAGAGGACUUAUCUUUUCUUCCCCCCCCAAAAAAAAUUUCUUUAUUGGUUUUCACAUUAUAAACAAACAAACAAACACAUAAGACAAACCAACACAAAGCAUAGCCUUCUUGAAAAUUACACUUAUUAACAUUGUUAAGUGACUUCCUCGCUUCCCCUUGGUUGGAUUUCAUUGCAUGUCCUUUUCACGGUUUUCCAAAUCGCAGUUCUUAUAAAAUUUAACUUAAACCUUAACAUCCUUAGAUCUUCGCAUUAUGAAAUUAAACAUAUGAAUUCAUCACGUAACAUAAAUAAAAUCCUAAGCCAAUUAAGUAUCUGCAAGCUGUUUUCAAUUAAUUUAACUUAACAUAUUUAACUAAAUAGUCAUUAAAUUUUGUCCAUUCUUCCUGAUACUCCUCCUCCUUCUGGUCGCGGACUCUUCUGGUUAGGUCGGCUAGCUCUGAAAAAUCCAUCAUCUUCAUCUGCCAUUCUUCUAUCGCAGCUUAUUUUGCUGAACACUGAACUCUGCAGCCUCCAUGACUCCGGGAUAUAUCUGGGAGGAGAAAGUGUUCAAGUUGCAAAGGAAAUGGCCGGGGGUUUGGAUUUCAGAUCAAAUUCUGGCCUCCCCCUCCAAGAUCUCCUUAGUGUGAAAAGCCCUGAUUUCUAGCCAGAUGAGAAGUUUCUCUCUUUUGCCCUGGCCUUUCCCUCUUCUGCUAGAUACUGUAUUAAGAAACAUAAAAUGUAGCGUUCGCAGGGAAAGGAAGAAAAAAAGGAAGGAACGCCCCUGUCUCUCAUUCCCUCUUAAUUAGGCAGUCAUUUAAAGAGAGGAAAACUCGGGUUUGGCAAUCCAUAGUUUGUCUCCUGGAAACGUCUGCCACUUUUUUUUUUAAGGUUGGCUGCAGGUGGAAAUAACGGUGGAGGUUCCAGAUUUCUACUGACCACACACCCGCACUCCCUCCUGAGGAAUGCUGAAAUUGUGAUAAAGGAGUGGGAGCGUACACAAAGCUUCCUGAACAACUGCACUUUUUUAAAAAAAAUGAUAGUUAUUAAAAUUUCAGAAACAAAAAAUUACAUAGUUAAAGAGAAAAGAAACAAGGGAAAAAAUAAAAAAGAGAAAAAACAUACAAAAUACAAAGUACAGAAAAAAACCCCAAAAAAACACUUAAAAACAAAUUAAUCCUUCCGUAUCUUACAUUUCAUUUCCUUGCUUCCCUGACCUCCUCUCACCUCCCUUUUUUGUAUUCCAGUUCAAUUGGUUAAUUCAGCAAUUCCUUUCCCUCUUUGUUUUUGUCUUAGUCCUUUAACUUAAUAUAUUAUAGCUUUAGAUUCUCACCUAUUAACAAUCCAUUUUUACAUACACCUUUAUGACAUUGCUGCUAAAACCACUUAACUUCAUUCUGACAUCAUUCUAACAUUCAUUAAUUUUGCAAUAUUUCUGUAAAUAGUCUUUAAAUUUCUUCCAAUCUUCUUCCACCGACUCUUCUCCCUGGUCUCGGAUUCUGCCAGUCAUUUCCGCCAGUUCCAUGUAGUCCAUCACCUUCAUCUGCCAUUCUUCCAGAGUGGGUAGAUCUUGUGUCUUCCAAUACUUUGCAAUAAGUAUUCUUGCUGCUGUUGUGCUGAACAACUGCACUUUUGCACGUGCAACGCCGGCUCUGGAAACAUACCCUUUUUUAAAGUGGCACCUGCAACAACAUGUUGCAGUAUGGAGUGCUGCAGCCAUACCCUGUUCCAAGACGACACACCAUGACAUCCCCUUUUCUGAUUUUUGCAUUGCCCCCACAACAGUCAGCCAGCCUUGAGGUCCAUGCUCAGUCCUCGUUUGGCUGCUUCCGGUUCCACCCCCCCUUUAAUAUCACUUAGUAAAGGUAAAGGGACCCCUGACCAUUAUGCCCAGUCGUGGCUGACACUGGGGUUGUGGCGCUCAUCUCGCUUUAUUGGCGGAGGGAGCCGGCGUACAGCUUCCGGGUCAUGUGGCCAGCAUGACAAAGCUGCUUCUGGCAAACCAGAGCAGCGCAUGGAAACGCCGUUUACCUUCCCGCCAGAGCGGUACCUAUUUAUCUACUUGCACUUUGACGGGCUUUCAAACUGCUAGGUUGGCAGGAGCUGGGACUGAGCAACGGCAGCUCACCCCGUCGCAGGGAUUCGAACUGCCGACCUUCUGAUCGGCAAGUCCUAGGCUCUGUGGUUUAACCCACAGCGCCACCGGUGUCCCAUUAACAUCGCUUGUCCUCCCCAAAAGGUUUGCACUUCUGCAAGCCUGCCGGUCCUCCUCUCCUCUGUCUGGAUGGUGUAGUUUUUAGCUGUGUGGGGAUCCACACCAGGGGUCAGCAAACUUUUUCAGCAGGGGGCCGGUCCACUGUCCCUCAGACCUUGUGGCGGGCCAGACCAUAUUUUGAAAAAAAUAUAUGAACAAAUUCCUAUGCCCCACAAAUAACCCAGAGAUGCAUUUUCAAUAAAAGCACACAUUCUACUCAUGUAAAAACACCAGGCAAGCCCCACAAAUAACCCAGAGAUGUAUUUUAAAUAAAAACACACAUUCUACUCAUGUAAAAACAUGCUGAUUCCCAGACUGUCCGUGGGCCGGAUUUAGAAGGUGAUUGGGCCGGAUCUGGCCCCCGGGUCUUAGUUUGCCUACCCAUGAUCCACAUUCAAUCCUGGGUUUUGCAAAUGGAGAGAAUAGCUAGCUACUGUCUAGAAACUUAAUUUUGGGCCAGAAGCCUCCUUGCCACUUGCUUAGGCUGUUGCUUCUGUUUUCUCUGAAACUUCCUUACCUUGGAGGUUCCUUCCUUCUCCGACUCCCUAAUCCUCCAGCAAGAGUGAUUGGAGGAUCCUGUCCCAAAUCAUUGAUAGACGUCGUUUGUCAGCCACAAUUUCCCCAAAGAGCUCUAUGUGGGGCUACCUUUGAAGGGGACCCGGAAACUACAACUAAUCCAGAAUGCGGCAGCUAGACUGGUGACUGGGAGCGGCCGCCAAGACCACAUAACACUGGUCCUGAAAAACCUACAGUGGCUCCCAGUACAUUUCUGAGCACAAUUUAAAGUGUUGGUGCUGACCUUUAAAGCCCUAAAUGGCCUCGGCCCAGUAUACCUGAAGAAGCGUCUCCACCUCCAUCAUUCUGCCGGGAUACUGAGGCCCAGCUCUGAGGGCCUUCUGGCGGUUUCCUGGCUGGGGAAACCCAGUCAGAUGGGCGGGGUAUAAAUAAAUAAGUAAAUAUAAUAAUAAUAAUAAUAAUAAUAAUGAUGAUGAUGAUGAUGAUGUUUUGCAGCCAAUUUUCCUGUCUAAGGCCAUUUGUACUUUUCAAGCAGUAUAAUACCACUUUAAACAGUCCUGGCUUGCCCCACAGAAUUCUGGGAGUUGUAGUUUGUGAGGGGUGCUUGAGAGUUGUUAGGAAAUCCUUCCCCAGUCUCUUCCCAGAGCGACAAUUCUGAGUGUUCCCUGGAAAGAGGAAUUGGUUGUUAAGCCAACCUGGGAAUUGUCCCUCUGGGAGGGGAAUAGUGUCUCCUAGCAACUCUCAGCAUCCUUUACAAACUACAGCUCUUGGGGGGAAAUGCAUGAUUAUUCAAAAUGGUAUCAAUAGCACUUUAAAUGUAUGCUGUGAUGUUUUGGACUACAACUCCCAUCAGCCAGCGCAUUUGUGCUUCCACCAUCGUGGAGCUGUGCUAGCUGGGGCUGAUGGAAGUUGUAGUCUGGAGGGUCCCAAGCCGAAGGUGGAUGGCACUUAGAGCAUCUCGGAGGAGAUGUAAGACAAGCUAGUUAAGACUUUGAAUGUGUGUACUGCUUAUAUAGGACGCGGGUGGCGCUGUGGGUAAAACCACAGUGCCUAGGACUUGCCAAUCGUAUGGUCGGCGGUUCGAAUCCCCGCGGCGGGGUGAGCUCCCGUUGCUCAGUCCCUGCUCCUGCCCACCUAGCAGUUCGAAAGCACCCUUAAAAAGUGCAAGUAGAUAAAUAGGUACCGCUUUAUAGCGGGAAGGUAAACGGCGUUCCGUGUGCUGCGCUGGUGCAGGCUCGCCAGAGCAGCAAUGUCACACUGGCCAUGUGACCCGGAAGUGUCUGCGGACAGCGCCAGCUCCCGGCCUCUAGAGUGAGAUGAGUGCACAACCCUAGAGUCUGUCAAGACUGGCCCGUACGGGCAGGGGUACCUUUACCUGUUACUGCUUAUAUAACAUGAUUUAUCAUCUACAAAUAAUCCACCUUUUCUUCCCUUUCUCCCCGCCCCUUUCUUUUUUGAGCUGCUGGUAGACUGUCGCGGGUGUGGUCUCAACUUCUUUGGUCAUUUUAUUCUAAACAGAUUUUUGUUAACAGUUCUUGGUGAUGUGCCAUGCCGUUAGCAAGAGAGAACUAGAAAGGCAACCAGAUUUUCCUGCACGGUGACUUUUGUGUGUUGCCUUAGGGAUUGCUGACGGGGUGCUUUAGAGAAAGUUGUGGGCACUCUGAUCCUUGCCCAACACUUCCCUGAUAAAAGAAAAAAACCCCACAGCAGUGCAAGCUUGUUACUUUUGCUGGCGGAGGGGUGGUCAUUGUAAUUCUUGCAUCCAUUCGGGAACGGAGUGUGCCUGGCAGAUUGGUGACUGUGGGGGCAGAAAAAGGGAAAGAUAUCAGCUCUCAGUGGGCCCUUCUGAAUAUCAACCACUGUAUAUUUUGCUCUUUCUGAGUGUUGUGAUAAGAGGACAUCGCAUUUGUCUCCCAGACCUGAGAUUCUCACCCCUGGUCUAGAGGUUGAUGGGAGGCUGUAAGAACAUAAUUCAAUUCCGAGCACAAUUCAAAGUGUUGGUGCUGACCUUUAAAGCCUUAAACGGCCUCGGUCCAGUAUACCUGAAGGAGCGUCUCCACCCCCAUCGUUCUACCCAGACACUGAGGUCCAGCACCGAGGGCCUUCUGGCGGUUCCCUCACUGCAAGAAGCCAAGUUACAGGGAACCAGGCAGAGGGCCUUCUCGGUAGUGGCACCCGCCCUGUGGAACGCCCUCCUACCAGAUGUCAAAGAGAACAACAACUACCAAACUUUUAGAAGACAUCUUAAGGCAGCCCUGUUUAGGGAAGCUUUCAAUGUUUCAUGCAUUACUGUAUUUUAAUAUUUUGUUGGAAGCCGCCCAGAGUGGCUGGGGAAGCCCAGUCAGAUGGGCAGGGUAUAAAUAAUAAAUUUUAUUAUUAUUAUUAUUAUUAUUAUUAUUAUUAUUUAUUAGAGCCUGCUGGAUCAGGCCACAAGCAGGACCUGAGCACCAGAACACUCUGUUCUCCUAUGGCAGGCACCCCCAAACUCAGCCCUCCAGAUGUUUAGUGACUACAAUUCCCAUCAUCCCUGAGCACUGGUCCUGUUCGCUAGGAAUGAUGGGAGUUGUAGUCCCAAAACAUCUGGAGGUCCGAGCUUGGGGAUGCCUGUCCUAUCAUUUCCAGCAACAGACUCAGAAAAUUGCCAUGAAUAAGUUAGAAAUAGAAGAGAAAUGCUUGAGGGCUGAGAUCUGAUAGGAAUUCUGUAUAAGAAAACUUCUCUUUGUCUGAUUUCUGCAUGUAUGUUUUUAUAAACUUCUAUCCUCUCACCCUCUUACUCUAAAUUAAUUUAUCUGAUCUCCAUGGUGCCCAAGGCCAUCAGCCCAAAAAGACUUUGGGGAAAACAUGAUGGAGACAUAUAAUAUUGCAAGUAGUGUGGGCCCAGUAGAAUGGCACAUGUGCCUUCCUUCUGGGUCUGGUAUAAAGUAAUCAGCACAUAAGCGGCACACAAAACGCUACUAAACCAUUCUAUGUUCUAAGUCUUAUAUUAAUAAUCCAAAAAUUGAGAGAGCUAUGUACAAGAUUUACUACAGAAGCCACAAACAGAAAACUCCUUCAAAUUGUGUCCAAAAGGAAGAUUCAGUCUUUAAAGUUCCUUUAGCCAGGCUUCUGUAGAUAUCAACAAAAGUAAGUUUGAUCAAACGAAGUGUCAGGGAUGUUGCGCUUAAGGGUUAGAUAUCAACAAGGAUAAGUUUGAUCAAAUUAAGUGUCGGUGAUGUUACGUGCAAGAGUUAGACAGGUUGCUGGCGUUUGUCACCUGUUUCACCCAUGAAGAGUCUUGGGCUUCUUUAGUAAGUUCUCUCUCACGGUUCUGAUAUAUUUAUAAACAUUCAAGUCCAAAUGUUACAUUUCCUCUUAGAUUAAGCUACAAUAUUUACCGUAUUUUUCGCUCUAUAAGACACACCAGACCACAAGACGCACCUAGUUUUUGGAGGAGGAAAACAAGAAAAAAAAUAUUCUGAAUCUCAGAAGCCAGAACAGCAAGAGGAAUUGCUGCGCAGUGAAAGCAGCAAUCCCUCUUGCUGUUCUGGCUUCUGGGAUAGCCGCACAGCCUGCACUCGCUCCAUAAGACACAUACACAUUUCCCCUUACUUUUUAGGAGGGAAAAAGUGAGUCUUAUAGAGCAAAAAAUACGGUAAUUUAUUUCUUCAGGAAAUUCUCUCUCAAGAUUUUGGUGUAUUUACAUACAUUCAACUUCAUAGGCUAAGUAAAUGAAUAAAUGCUCAAGUCAAGAGUAGAUCUGGUACAUAGCUCUCUCAAUUUUUGGAUUAUUAAUAUAAGAUUUAGAACGCAGAAUGAUUUGGUAGGGUUUUGUGUGCUGCUUAUGUGCUGUUUACUUUAUACUGGUUUACUACGAGAAUUGGCAGCAUAGGUUCAUUUCUUCAGUUCCCAGAUUAGGAAGGUUGCGUAAGUAGAUAUGCACUCUUAUCAUGUGUCCUCCGUAAUCUGCCUUCUACAAAACAAACAAUCAGACUUCAUCCUUGUUCAUUGUAGAGAAAAUGUUGAUCUGGAAUUUUUUUGUGUGAGUUACGCAGCACUUGGCAAGGUACCCGGACCUCUCAGUUUACAGUAAAAGUUUGGCUUUUGAACUCUUCCGCGGCUGGGAGCAGGAGCUAGCUUCUCCCCAAAACUUCCUUUUUUUUUUUUUUAAAUGAUAUUUAUUAAAGUUUCAAAAAAUACAAGAAUUACACAAAAACAAAAAAUAAAAAUACAAGAAAAUGCAAAAUACAGAAAAAAGAAUAAAGUUUUUAAGAUAUAACAAAGAAAUGAAAAAUAAAAAGAAACAUACAAAAUAAAAACAGUUAAAAACACGUUAAUUUUCCAUAGCAUAUCUUCCUUACACUUAUUUCCCCGGACCUCCUCGUACCUCCCUUUUUGUAUUCCAGUUCAGUUUGUUAGUUCAGCAAAUCCUUACCAUUAAGCUUUUACCCAUUUGUGAACCUUUUUCGUAUCUCUUAAGGCAUUACAGCUGGAAACCACUUAGUUUCUAUCCAACAUCCUUCUAAGAUUCAUUAAUUUUACAAUAUUUCUGUAAAUAGUCUUUAAAUUUCUUCCAGUCUUCUUUCACCGACUCUUCUCCCUGGUCUCGGAUUCUGCCAGUCAUUUCCGCCAAUUCCAUGUAGUCAAUCACCUUCAUCUGCCAUUCUUCCAGAGUAGGUAGAUCUUGUGUCUUCCCUUCCCAAAACUUCCACCUUCCUUUUCGUCUCACUUUUGAAACCAAGCAGCUGACAAACCGUUUUGGAAAACGCUGGUUGCCAUCUCCCCACGACUGCAUUAACUCAGACCCUAUCUGCAUGGUACCUUUAAAGCACUGUGAUGCCACUUUAAAGAGUCACAGUGCUGAGAGUGGUCAGGAGGGCCCUGAUUCCCCUUGCAGUGUUUCAAUUCCCAGAGUUCCCUGGGAGGAGGGAUUGCUUGUUAAACCACUCUGGAAAUUGUAGGUCUGUGUUUGUUCACUAGGACAUUUGGUCUAGUUUCUGCAUUAGUCUGAGAUUUCUUUUUAAAUCUGUAUGAAAAUUCAUACGCACAUUUUUCUUCAAAUAUGUCCUUAAAUAUGUAUUUUAUCACAUAAUCCAUAUUUAAUAUGCAUAGUAUUCAAAGCAUGCAGUUCUGAUUGUAUUUUAUCAUGAAAUACACAUUUUGAAUGCAUUUUGAAACCGGAACUUUAUUGCCCAAUUCAGAGAAAUGCAAAGUCUAAAAGGUUAAGAGGUCCGUGUAUUAAUACACAAGGUGCAAAGUGAGUUGGUUCAGUUAAGAAUGCAGACCAGAUAUCUCAUAUUAUUACAAACAAAUGCUUCCUGUAUGUGUAUAAUUUUGUCAGCUGUUCGGAGCUGCUGUCAAAAUGAACCGAGGACACACAAUACGGGACCGCCUCUCCUGGUAUGCCCCGCUUAGGACCUUAAGGUCCACAAAUAACAACACUUUGGAGGUCCCAAGCCUCAAGGUGGUUAGAUUGGUCUCAACUAGGGCCAGGGCCUUUUCAGUAGUGGCCCCGACUUGGUGGAACGCUCUGUCACAAGAGACUAGGGCCCUGCGGGACUUCACAUCUUUCCGCAGAGCCUGCAAGACAGAGCUGUUCGGCCUUUGGUUUGGACGCAGUCUGACCCUUAUGUUUCCCUCCCCUUGUGGUUUUGAUUAAAACUACUACUAAAGCUACUAUUAAAAUGAGGCUGCAUUUUAAAUUGUAUUUUAACCCGUAUUUUAAUAAACUGGGUGUUUGUUUGUUUGUUUGUCGUCCCCCCCAUUAUGUUUUAUUGUAAUUUUAUUGGUGUUAGCUGCCCUGAGCCCGGCUCUGGCCAGGGAGGGCGGGGUAUAAAUACAUUAUUAUUAUUUUUUUAUUAUUAUUACUAUUAUUGCAAUAUCUGGGUCAAAUUGUAUUAUAACUAGCACUAUGGGACAGGUGCUGGCAUUUGAAAAGGGGCCACAAAGACUGCCUGUGGGUGCAUUCUCUCCCCCAAAUAACCGGGCACAUCGGGGCAGCAAUUACCUUUGCUGUAAAUGGCGGGUUGUAUUUAUUUUUACUGGCAAACAUCUUAGGCAUUUUUUUGUGUUGCAAGCUGUCAGGCAUGCUUGGGCCACUUCUUAUUUCUUCUAGAAUCAGUUACUUGUUUUGGAAGAGGGUAUUGUCCCUUUUGCUACUCUCUGAUAAGUGCUUAUCUGGUGCUUAUCUCUGUUUGUGCUGGGUAAAUGAGCUGGGCGGCAGUUUCUGAGUCAACAGUUGCUAUAUGUAUCAAAGGUUUUUCAUAAAUGGCUAAAGAAUAUUAACACCUAGGGCAGCAGCUGUUUUGAAUAGGCCAGUAUUUCUUGCUCUCUUGCUUUCUUGUAAUGAUUAAGAUGCUGUUCAGGCCACUUCUUGAAAUUUCUUUCGUUCAGGGUAGUGCUUGAGGGUCCACUUCGGUAUUUGAGCAUCUGUGGGUCUUCGUUUACAAUGGGGUUUAAAAUGGGUUUACAAUGGGGACGCGGGUGGUACUGUGGGUUAAACCACAGAGCCUAAGGCUUGCCGAUCAGAAGGUCGGUGGUUCAAAUCCCUGCAACGGGGUGAGCUCACCUAGCAGUUCAAAAGGAUGUCAAAGGGCAAGUAGAUAAAUAGGUACCACUCUGGCGGAAAGGUAAACAGCGUUUCCAUGCGCUGCUCUGGUUCGCCAGAAGCAGCUUAGUCAUGCUAGCCACAUGACCCAGAAGCUGUAUGCCGGCUCCCUCGGCCAAUAAAGUGAGAUGAGCACCGCAACCCCAGAGUCGGCCAUGACUGGACCUAAUGGUUAGGGGUCCCUUUACCUUUUAUGGGAUUACUUCAGGAGGGGAAUGGCACUCCAAAAUCUGCCUUUCAACACUAAGGUUUCGCCUAGCUGUGUGUUGGUUCCUGAAGCAUCAAUCUCGCUGUGAAGCGUUGCAUCCCAAAAGCUUACAGUCCACGUUUUCAUUUGCAGAUCUUCAUCAACAAUGAAUGGCACGAUGCAGCCAGCAAGAAAACAUUCCCGACCGUCAACCCGUCCACAGGGGAGGUUAUCUGCCAGGUUGCAGAAGGAGACAAGGUACCACAUCAGUGGGGUCAGGGGAAAUGCCUGUCCUAGUUUGUUUAUGCUUCGUGUCGCCUUUGCCAACCCAGUCUCCUCCAGAUGUUUUGAAAAGUACGGGUUGGCAAGGGUUAGCAAGUUGGAACAAUAGCAGCUGCCUUUAAAUGGAAUCAGACCAUCUAGUACACUCAGGGGUGGCCAACUCUCAAGAGACUGCAAUCUACUUUCAGAAUUAUAAACUGGCAGUGAUUACCCCCAUUUUGGGGGGGUUCAGCUCAAAGUUGUUGAACUUUUUUUGGGAAUGAAAGACCCAUUUUGGGGGGUUCAGCUCAAAGUUGCUGAGCUUUUUUAGGGAAGGAGAAGAGCCCCGUUUUUGGGGAGGUUAAAAAAUAAGCUUUUGGGGGGAUUUCCAUUUUGGGGGGGGGGUUAAAGGCAUGGGGAAAAGGGGUAAAGUCACUCACUAAAAGAUUGCACAGAGAAAGCUCCGUCUUCCAGAGAACAUACAACCAUGGAGGGCAGGGCAGGAGUCAGUUUUAGCGAUGCUACGGAAAGGGAGCCAGAGAUCUACCAAAACCUCACGGGGAUCCACCAGUAGAUCGUGAUCGACCUGUUGGACAUCCUUGUAGUACUGGAUUGUAACUCUGCAUUUCAGCCUCGCCCCUGGCACGUGGUAAGAAUAAUAUCACAAGUUUUGUUGCAAAACUGACUGUUACGGUAUUUACUAUUAUUUAUUAUUUAGAUCCUGCCUUUCUCCCAAGCUGGGAUUCAAAGCGGCUUCCCACAGUUAAGAACAUCAUUAUAAAAUACCAAGUACAGUGGUCCCUCGGGUAAAGUACUUAAUUCAUUCCGGAGGUCCGUUCUUAACCUGAAACUGUUCUUAACAUGAGGUACCACUUUAGCUAAUGGGGCCUCCCGUUGCUGCCACGCCGCCGGGGCACGAUUUCUGUUCUCAUCCUGAAGCAAAGUUCUUAACCCAAGGUAAUAUUUCUAGGUUAGCAGAGUCUGUAACCUGAAGCGUCUGUAACCUGAAGCGUAUGUAACCCGAGGUACCACUGUAGUUAAAAACAGUAGUUGAAAUAAAACACAUUUUGGACCAGCAAUUAAAACCCAGUUUUCCCUGACAGCAGUGGUUAGCAGCACCUGCGCCUCAGUUUCCAAGGACCUGUCUGGGCAGGAAUGUCUCAGCCUGCCACUCAGACCUCUCUUGGGAAGAAAUCCCACAAUCUGGGAGCAGCCACGGGAAAAUCUCUCGUGCCGCCACCAGCCGUUCCUCUGAUGUUGACGCUCACUAGAAGAUCUUAGCCCUCAGGCAGGUUUUUAUGAGGAGAUACAAUCUCCCAGGUAGCAUGGACUCAAAGAGUCACGUGGCACCUUUAAGUUUUAUGGUUCUUGGUACUUUUGAGGGCUUUGAUUUGUCCUCUGCUUGCUUUUGCUUAAAUGGAGCCUUGGCAAGUUCUGGCAGAUUCAGGAGCUUGUUGCAACUUGGCGACCCUUCUUUUUGCAAGGGGUGUGUGCCCUUAAUAAAGAUACUAGCCUACAAUGGCAUUUGGGGUCAUAUCAGUGUAUCUAUUCCUGUAUUUUAAGCUUCCGUGAGCCUAUAGGAACAGGUAGAGCAGUAAUUUACCACCUUAGGGCUUGCCGCUUUCUACAGGUUCUGCCUCUCUGCCUCUCGAUUACACCAAACCUAACUUUCCAGCAACAUAGAAAUCGUCUGAUUGUCUGGCCUUAAUCAGAGAUUGUGAAACAAACAGGCUGCUCCUGGCAGACGGCCACACACAGAGUAAACAUUUCCUUGUUUUACCAGAGCACCGGCCUUUAUACGGCUGCGUUUUGGCAGCAAACAUGUGGCUGUUCCUUUUCACAUGGUAAUGUUAUAUCUGGGCAGAAGCUGGGUUAGCAAACAGGAAUGACACAGCAAAAACUGUACAGCACCCAAGGAGGAAUAAUUAACUGUGUAGUAUCUGGCCAGGAAGAGCGAGCAAGCAGGAAGAGUGGGGAGAUCUGUCAGUCGGGGUUUCUCUCAGGUUCUCGUUUUCCUAAACUUAGGUGCCAUGAACCACAUAUCUGCACCAGCCUCAGUUAAGAAAGAAAAAGGUCUUGUGAAAGUUUGUCAGUGUUUUAGUUUGCAUUUCUCCUAACACACACAUUUUUGUCUGCAAUCUUGCCCACACAUCUUAUUUGCAGGCAAUUCUCUAUUAUUAUUAUUAUUAUUAUUAUUAUUAUUAUUAUUACUACUACUACUACUAUUUAUUAUCUCACCUUCUAAACUACCAUUUCUAGGAAAUUUGCACAUGAAAUGAUUAAAAACGGUUUAAAACACAAAAAACAACAAAUCCACUUAAAACAAGGCUCAGAGGUCCUCGGUUUAACGGCAGCUGCUACAGGUUCAGUGGACUUUUCUGACAUCAGGUUGUUUCAGUCCGCUGGGAGGAAAAUUUACAGUGGUACCUUGGGUUACAUACGCUUCAGGUUACAUACGCUUCAGGUUACAGACUCCGCUAACCCAGAAAUAUUGCUUCAGGUUAAGAACUUUGCUUCAGGAUGAGAACAGAAAUUGUGCUCUGGCGGCGUGGCAGCAGCAGGAGGCCCCAUUAGCUAAAGUGGUGCUUCAGGUUAAGAACAGUUUCAGGUUAAGAAUGGACCUCCGGAACGAAUUAAGUUCUUAACCCGAGGUACCACUGUACUGAGAUGAUAACAAAGUAGAAGAGCAAUGCAAGAACCAUUGCAUCAAUACUGACAAGUCCAUAUAGUAGCAGUUGGUGUUGGACUAGGACCUGGGAGUCCAGGGUUCAAAUGCCUGUUCGGCUGUGAAGCUCACUGGGUGAAAAAUUGUUACAGUGGUACCUCGGGUUAAAAACACUUUGGGUUACAGACUCCGCUAACCCGGAAGUAGUACCUCGGGUUAAGGACUUUACCUCAGGAUGAGAACAAAAAUCGUGCAGUGGCAGCGGGAGGCCCCAUUAGCUAAAGUGGUACCUCAGGUUAAGAACGGAUUCAGGUUAAGAAAGGACCUCCGCAAAGAAUUAAGUACGUAACCAGAGGUACCACGGUAUAUAAAAAAAGCUCUCUUACAUUUUAGAGUUGUUGGAUCUUGUAGAUAAGAUGGUAGGAAACAUUCUUCUGAGAGACGUAAUUUUCCUUAGUGGGUAAAUGGUUCUGUCGUUCGAUACCAAAGAGCAGGGAUGGGGAACCUGAGAGGCUGUUGGACUCCACCUCCCAUUACCACUACGCAGUGUGUGCAGGAGUCAGGGGUGAUGGGAGUUGUAGUCCAGCAACAUCUGGAAGACCACAGGCUCCCUGCACCCUCUCACAGAGACACUGCCUCGGCGGAUCUCUUGCUUUCCUGAAACCUAGACUUGAUGCCCUCACCAUGGAAGAAUGGGAAGAUGCUGUAGACUAGCUUGGUGUCUGAAUGAGCAGUUCUCCAGAGUCUCAGAUCUGCUUGCGGAUUUGCCUGCUCAUUGUGUCCCACCUUGAUUCUCUUCCAGGCCGACGUAGACAAAGCUGUUCAGGCAGCCAAAGAGGCGUUCAAAUUUGGAUCUCCCUGGAGGCGGAUGGACGCCGCCCACCGGGGCAAACUCUUGCACCGCCUCGCUGAUCUGGUUGAGAGGGACCGUGCAUACCUGGCGGUAUGUUUUGAACUUUUUUCCCCCAGGUGCAUUCUCCUCUUUUCCUCUUUUGGAUCCUUUCUCUUCUUCUUCUUCAUUGAGUUUAUAUACUGACCUACACCUGAAGGUCUCACUUUUGGAAGUGCCUAGUAGCAUCUGGUUCCUCAAAACAGGAACAGGCAGUGGGGUGGGAAGAAUCAGACAAGAGGCCAAUCUAUUUCAGCAAGUCUCACAAUGACCUACGAGGUGCCUGCGUGCAAGAACGCUCUCCCCUCAUCCGCGUGCCCCAGAAAUUGGUAUUUAGAGGUCUGCUGCUUCCGAUCCUCAAAGUAGGUUGUAGCCAUCUGACAUUGAAAUUCUACUCAGUAUUCAUCCAGAGUAGAUUCCAAUGUAUAUUUAGCAGAGUAACAACUUAAACGCGUUGCAGGAUUCCCAUAAAACAGACCAGAGGCAAUUAUAUUUCAUCCAGCAGAGCUUUACUGCUACUGAAGGCAAAUGAGCAUAAUGGUCACAAAUCCAAUACAUUCAGGAUUGGCACUGUCCAAUAAGAAAUCCAGUUGCAGCAGACUUAACUUAAAGCUCACAAUAAUUUAUAAUAAGACUAAACCUUAGCACUAUGUACAGAACACCACACCAGACAGAAAAGUGAUAGAACGAGAAAGUGUAAAACCCAUGCUCCUUCUGGCCCUACUAUUAUAGUCAGCAUGACAUUGACAGAAAGAGAUAACAGAACCAAUUUAAACCAGCUGUACUCAGCUUCUCUGGAGGAAUAACCCAAACAACAUGAAGUCUCUGCUUGUUUUUUUCACACAGAGAAGCUUCCAGAACCCUCUGGAAUUAAGUAGAAUAUGAAAGCUCUCUAUACAUCCGAUCAAUACUGUCUGUACUAAGAAAUGCAAACUGACACCAUCAUGACUAGUAGCCAUCGAUAGCCUUAUCCUCCCCAAAAUUAUCUGUACCCUCCUUGAAAGCUAUCAAAGUUGUAACGCUGAUUUUCGUUUGUUCGCAGGCCCUGGAAACUUUGGACAAUGGCAAGCCGUACUCGAUCGCCUAUCUGGUGGAUUUAGACAUGGUUGUCAAACACCUGCGGUAAGGAGUUGUAAUCAUGCAUUGUAGGGGGUUAGAUUCAAUGACACUUUGGGGCCUCUUUCAGCUAUACCAUUAUGUGAUUCUAUAUAGCCCUGACCGUUAAACAGGCAUGGGAGGAACAUGAGAGCAUUGGAGUUUGGCGUGUCUGUCCUGCACAAACCUCAUGGAAGUAAAGAGGAAUCGCACAGGAGCCGUUCCUGGUGUGGUGUGUGCGCUCAGCUGCAUUGCUCACAGUUUUAUAUAGGUUCUGGAGAUAGUUUGGAGGUUAGCUAAGAAAUAGACUCCUGGUGUAGCUGUGAAUAGCUGUUAUUCCUUAGUGCUUUCCCUAAGAACCGGUGCUAUAGACCAGCUCAGCUCUUGAUUUCAGCAGACUCUUGGUUGCAAACAGUCACUCACAUGGGAUGAGUCUGAUCUUUAUGCAUUUAUACUGGCUCAUUGAAAACAAAGUUAAGUAUAUAUGCCUGUUGACAGAUAAGAGCAAUAAAAGUCAAUAACUGCACUAUGGAAAAAACCAGUGUAAGCACAGAUGCCUAUUCACGGAUCAGAAGAAAAGAAAAUUAAUAAGGCAAUAUGGAACGCAACAGCUGUAUUUAUUUUGUUCUGUAUUAUAAAAUUCAAUGAAUGGUCUCCAGGCUUUACCAAAAUCAUCUGAAACGCUGUGUGCAUGCGUGCGCGCCACGCUCUUAUUUUUUUUUAAAAAAGCCCAAUGAUUUCAAUCACUUCAGUCUUAAUUUAUUUGCUGUUGCUCUUUUUCAUUCAUCCAUUCUUAGGGAAUUGUCAGUGCUCCCCCAAUACUUUCUGUCCUGAGUUUUAAGAUCGUCAGGGAGGCUCUGCUAGCGGUGCCAUAAGUGAGCGAGGAAUGGGGAGGGGGCACUGGGGACACUUGCAGGGUCUUCUCCGUAGUGCCUCUCCACAUAGGAACUUCUCCUGACUGAGAUUCGAUGGUCCUCCAUGCCGUUGAUGUUUGGGCAUCGCCUUAAAUGUUAUUUAUUUUGCCAAGCCUUUGGUAGUUAUCUGAACACUUUUACAGGAAUAGUAUUGUCUUUGUGAAUUGUUAUUGAAUUAUAGAGGUAAAGGUCAAAGGACCCCUGACCAUUAGGUCCAGUCGCAGAUGACUCUGGGGUUGCGGCGCUCAUCUCGCUUUACUGGCCGAGGGAGCCGGCGUACAGCUUCUGGGUCAUGUGGCCAGCAUGACUAAGCCCCUUCUGGCGAACCAGAGCAGCGCACGGAAACGCAGUUUACCUUCCCACCAGAGCGGUACCUAUUUAUCUACUUGCACUUUGACGUGCUUUUGAACUGCUAGGUUGGCAGGAGCAGGGACCGAGCAACGGGAGCUCACCCUGUUGCCGGGGAUUCAAACCGCCAACCUUCUGAUCAGCAAGUCCUAGGCUCUGUGGUUUAAGCCACAGCGCCACCCGCGUCCCUGUUUUUGAAUUAUACAUUGUUCUAAUUGCUUUAUGCGAUUUUAUUGUGUUUUAGUAUGGUUAGCUGGGUGGGGUAUAAGAACAUUACACAAAGAAUUAAAACAAUAGGCCUGUCAAUUUCGUAACAACUUGUGAAGAGCCGGCUGGAUCAGGCCAAGCGGGGCCCAUCUAGACCAGCAUCCUGUUCUCACAGUGUCCAACCAGAUGCCCCAAUGGGAAACUGGCAAGCGCAUAGCUGUCAAUGUUUCCCUUUUUUGAAGGGAAAUUCCCUUAUUCCGAAUAGGAUUCCUCGCAAGAAAAGGGAAAAGUUGACAGCUGUGGGCAAGCAGGACCCGAACACAAGAGUGCUCUCUCUCCUGCAAUUUCUAGCAACCCUUCCUGCCUCUGACUGUGGAGGCAGAGCUUAGCCAACUGGGCUAGUAGCCAUCGAUAGCUUUCUUUUCCUUCAUGAGUUGACCCAAUCCUCUUUCAAAGCCAUCCAAGUUGGUGGCCAUCACUUCUUCCUGCAGAAGGGCGUUCCAUCGUUUAACUAUGCCCUGCGCUGAUGUCUAUGGAAUGUGUGUGUGUGUGUGUGUGUGUGUGUGUGUGUGUCAAACUGAUGUGACAGCCCCACGGAGGACCUUAAGGUCCAUAAAUAGUAACACCCUAGAGGUCCCGGGCCCUAAGGAAGUCAGAUUAGCCUCAACCAGAGCCAGGGCCUUUUCAACACUGGCUCCGGCCUGGUGGAACACUCUGUCUCAUGAGACCAGGGCCCUGCAGGAUCUGAUUUCUUUCUGCAGGGCCUGUAAGACAGAGUUGUUCCACCCGGCGUCAAUUUGAUUCCCCCUCUUUCUUUUCCUUUCUCCUUCUGUGAUGGAACUCCUAUUUGGGGACUUCCCUGGCUUUUUUCUGGCCCAUAUAGGACCAGUCUGGCAAGUUAGCCUUGGUGAAGACUUGACGUUUUCAUCCCGCCAUAAAAAGUUUUGGAUUUGAGUUUCCAUUGAAAUGAGGCUGUAUUUUUAUAUUUUGAUGUUUUAAUGUUGUCUUUUAAUCUUGUUUUUAAGCUGUAUUUCAAUCAAUUUGUUUUUAUAUCAGGUGUUAGCCGCUCUGAGCCCGGCCUUGGCUGGGGAGGGUGGGGUAUAAAUAAAAUUUAUAAUUAUUAUUAAUUGUUCUCCAUCAGGUACUAUGCCGGCUGGGCUGACAAAAUCCAAGGGAAGACCAUUCCUCUCGAUGGGGACUUCUUCACCUAUACCCGUCAUGAGCCAGUGGGGAUCUGCGGACAGAUCAUUCCGGUAAGUAAGGGCACUGCUGGAAGAUGGAAGCAGGUCUGCCCCCAGAGCCGGGGAAGCCAGAAGCUUUUUAUGUUCUGCUCGCUGCCUUCUCUAGGUUUGGGCACCAUGCCUAGCAUGCCCACCCUGUCAUGCCACUCUCCUCCCACACACAAGCUCCUGUCAGUGGGAAAAGAGGAAGGAGGAGUUUUUAGAAGACUUUAAAAAAACCACUUUCCUCCUUCAGUAUUUGCCCCAGAUGUAACUACAGGGGUACCUCGGUUCUCGAACGUAAUCCGUUCCGGGAGACCGUUCGACUUCCGAAACGUUCGAAAACCGAGGCGCAGAGGGCUGGCUGCAAGUUCAAUUGGAAAAAUGGAAAAACACGCAGCAGAAGCAAGGCACGUUCGAAAACGGAUGCAAUUACUUCUGGAUUUUUGGCAUUCGAAAACCGAAACAUUCGGCUUCUGAGAUGCUCGAAAACCGAGGUACCACUGUACUUUGUUAGGUUUGUCAUUAUUAUUAUUAUUUUAUGCUGUAUUUUUUCCAUGCUGUAAGCCACCUUGAGCAUGGUUUUAACCAUGGAAAGGAGGCAUAAUAAAUAAAACGAUGUAUGCAGGCAUGUACAGUGGGACACUCGGGUUGCGAAUGUGAUCCGUGCGGGAUGCACGUUCACAACCCGCAGCGAUCUCAACCUCGCACGCGCAAGUUGUGAUUCGGUGUGCAUGCACAAAGCGUGAUUUAGCGCUUCUAUGCAUGCGCUGAAACCCGGAAGUAACCCGUUCUUGUACUUCCGGGUUUCAGUGGUCCACAACCCAAAAAAACACAACCUGAAGCGGCUGUAACGCGAGGUAUGACUGUACUCUCAGGGACUUUACCCACUCAGCUCUGUGUUUCUCGGGGAGCGCCCUCAGAUCCCUUGUGCCACCUACUCACUCUUUCUCACUGUACAUAAAUAAAACGCACUUAUUGGGGGAGUCCAAGAUGGCGACGGCUUGGCAGGCAGGCUUCGGAGCUCCGCAGAUAACAGGACUGUAGUUGGCGUUGACUGCCACCCAGGGAAGUAGUUUUUCCUUUUUUACUUCUCUACUUUUUAACUUACUGAGAGUCUAACAGCACCUUCUUGUCUAUGCUAUGAGAAACAUCCUGGGCAAGUUCUGUGAAGCAUCCUGGGCAGGCCACCAGCUGCUAGCUAUUAACCACCAACUCCCUUCUAUACCUUGUUUCUGAAACUCCUGGCAGCCUCCACACAGAGAAGCUCUUAAAUUGAACAAACUGAGCACUUUCUAUUCUUUUCUCUCUUUUUUGGUUGGGGAAACCUCUCCUUGUUUACUCCCCACGGUGACGCUAUGCCUGCUAGUAAACGCCACAGGGACCCAGAGGAUGUAGCUGUCUCACCGGUUCCCAAACAAUCUAAAAUAGAGGACUUUUUUAACAAAUCUGCUUUUACAGUUCCAACAAAAAACCGGUUUUCUCCUCUUGAAGAUGAUUGUGAGUGUGGGGAGAGUAUUCAAGGUGAGAGCGUGGAACUGGAUCCAGCAAUGGGGCAAGCUGAUCCUGUGCUCCUCAGAGAGGAAGGAAUAACUAGUAGGGAGAGCACCCAAUUAACUCUAAUUGCAAGAACGGUUGAGCAUAUCUUCCAGGAAAUUAGAAUCAUAGAGUUGGAAGAGACCACAAGGGCCAUCAAGUCCAACCCCCUGCCAAGCAGGAAACACCAUCAGAGCACUCCUGACAUAUGGUUGUCAAGCCUCUGCUUAAAGACCUCCAAAGAAGGAGACUCCACCACACUCCUUGGCAGCAAAUUCCACUGUCGAACAGCUCUUACUGUCAGGAAGUGCUUCCUAAUGUUUAGGUGGAAUCUUCUUUCUUGUAGUUUGGAUCCAUUGCUCCGUGUCCGCUUCUCUGGAGCAGCAGAAAACAACCUUUCUCCCUCCUCUAUGUGACAUCCUUUAAUAUAUUUGAACAUGGCUAUCAUAUCACCCCUUAACCUCCUCUUCUAAACAUGCCCAGCUCCCUUAGCCGUUCCUCAUAAGGCAUCGUUUCCAGGCCUCUGACCAUUUUGGUUGCCCUCCUCUGGACACGUUCCAGAUUAGAGGUAUUGCCUCUCAAAUAACCCAGUUAUCCAAAGAGGUCCACAGUUUAUGAGUUAAAAACAAAAUAAAACGUGUGUCCGUCCGUCCGUCUGUCCCCUCCCAGAUUCCCUCUUCCUGUGUUUCCUCGAUGUUGAUCUGGUCCCUUUCUCUUUAUUGCAGUGGAACUUCCCGCUGCUGAUGCAGGCUUGGAAGUUGGGGCCCGCCUUGGCCACAGGGAACGUGGUGGUGAUGAAAUUGGCUGAGCAAACGCCUCUGACUGGCCUGUACAUGGCCAGCCUGGUCAAAGAGGUGAGAGAGGUCUCUGGGGUGACUAUAGGAAUAAACACUGUUCAAAACAGAACGUGUUGAUAUGCUUAGACUAAAGGAGUAAAGUGGAAAGGAUAAAACCAGUUAGGAUGCGGUAAGGAGAUUAAAAUUCAGUAACAUAAAGAUUGCAAUGAGAGUACUGAAAUUAAAAGUUAAUUCGAGGUGUGGUGGAGGGGAGUGAUAGGGUGGGGUGAUGGGAAUUCACGAGGGGGGGGGAGGAUAUAGGUUUAUAUAUGUUUAUGACAGUGUGUUUUUUCUUUUGUAUUGGAAUGGUAUCUCACCCUUUUAUGUAGUAUGAAAAUUUAAUAAAUAUAAAUUUAAAUGUUAAGAGAGAGGUCUCUAGGGCUGCCACUCUCUGCUUCGUUCUUCACCCUUCCUUGUCCUGCUCGCUGACUCGGACGAUGCGUGAGCUCCAAACAAACCCUUUCCCCUUCUUUUCCUUGCCUGGGUGCUCAGAAGACAUUGCUGAGUUCUGAGCACCCUGGCAAACCUUUGAUUUUUGGAAUGGACAAGACUAUUGUGAAGAUUUUCACUUGUCUUUAUAAACCUGCAGGCUGGAUUCCCACCAGGCGUUGUGAAUGUGAUAACUGGCUACGGGCACACUGCAGGGGCGGCCAUUUCCUCCCACAUGGAAGUGGAUAAAGUCGCCUUCACUGGCUCCACAGAGGUGAGGAAUAUCUGCAUGUACGAAUCUUUCCCUUUUCUCCCUCCCUUCUGAAAGGUGUAGGAUAGGUCACACCCUGUGCCAGAUCUGUAAAGUAGACAAUUACAGUGGUGCCCCGCAAGACGAAUGCCUCGCAAGACGGAAAACCCGCUAGACGAAAGGGUUUUCCGUUUUUGAGUUGCUUCGCAGGACGAAUUUCCCUAUGGGCUUGCUUCGCAAGACGAAAAUGUCUUGCGAGUCUUGAGAUUUUUUUUUCGCUUUCCCCCCCUUUAUCUAAGCCGCUAAGCCUUUAAUAGCCUUUUAGCAGCUAAGGCGCUAAGCCUUUAAUAGCCGCUAAACCGCUAAUAGCGCUAAUCCGUUAAGCCGCUAAUAGGGUUGCUUCGCAAGACGAAAAAACCGCUAGACGAAGACACUCGCGGAACGGAUUAAUUUCGUCUUGUGAGGCACCACUGUAUUUUAAUGUGCAGUUUCAUUUCAAAGUGCAUACAGUGGUACCUCGGGUUAAGAACUUAAUUCGUUCUGGAGGUCCAUUCUUAACCUGAAACUGUUCUUAACCUGAAGACCAUUUUAGCUAAUGGGGCCUCCUGCUGCCGCUGCGCCGCCGCUGCACGAUUUCUGUUCUUAUCCUGAAGCAAAGUUCUUAACCCGAGGUACUAUUUCUGGGUUAGUGGAGUCUGUAAUCUGAAGUGUAUGUAACCUGAAACGUAUGUAACCCGAGGUGCCACUUGUUUUGGACUUAAGACUUUUACUGAUUUCUUUCUUUUUUAAAAAAUAAAAUUACAGUCGUACCUUGGAUCUCAAACGCCUUGGCCUCCCGAACAGAUCGGCUUCCAAACUAUUGAAGCCCGGAAGUGAAUGUUCCGGUUUUCGAACGAUUUUCGGAAGCCAGAUGUCCAGCGUGGACGCUCCUACAGCCAAUCGGAAGCCGUACCUUGGUUUUCGAACGGUUCCGGGAGUCGAACGGACUCCCGGAACACAUUCUGUUCGAGAACCAAGGUACGACUGUAUUAUACUUUGAAAUAUGCCCAAAUCAUACUUUAUGUAGGUAAAAUGACCUUCAAGUCUAAUAGUUCCUAAAUUUGCAUUGUAAGAAACCACAGGAGAAGGAAGGUGCUCUUGUGCUCAGAUCCUGUUUGUGGGCAUCUGCCAUUCCCAGUGGGGCAUCUUCUUGGCCAGCAUGAGAACAGGAUGUUGGACUAGAUGGGCCAGUGGCCUCAUCCAGCAGGCUCUUCCGAUGUUCUUCUAAACUGUUCUUUUGUUGAAAAUCACAGAACGGUUUGUGCAAAUGAAACCACGAGAUACAGUUAUAUCCAGUGUAAUAUUAACCUAAGGUAAAGGUAAAGGGACCCCUGACCAUUAGGUCCAGUCGUGACUGACUCUGGGGUUGCGGCGCUCAUCUCGCUUUAUUGGCCGAGGGAGCCGGCGUACAGCUUCCGGGUCAUGUGGCCAGCAUGACUAAGCCGCUUCUGGCGAACCAGAGCAGCGCACGGAAACGCCAUUUACCUUCCCGCUGGAGUGGUACCUAUUGAUCUACUUGCACUUUGAUGUGCUUUCGAACUGCUAGGUUGGCAGGAGCAGGGACGGAGCAACGGGAUCUCACCCCGUCGCGGGGAUUCGAACCGCCGACCUUCCGAUCGGCAAGUCCUAGGCUCUGUGCCACCCUCGUCCCUUAAUAUUAACCUAGCAACAUACAGUUAAACCAUUGGUACAAUACAUAAUCAGAACACAGAAAGGCUGCUACAAGCUGCCACAGGCUCUUUUGGAGUGCAGUGAAGCCAGUAACAACCCUGUGUUCCUAUGAUUUUAGAAUUUCACAGAUCAGUUGGUUUACGUAGGCAUAGUGGCAGAUCGCAUUUAAUAACCAAGCUGCUGAUAAGAAAAAGAAUCGCAAAUAAAAAAGCAUACCCUGAAAAUUAUGGUGAUAGAUAAUUUAUUACGGUCGGAGACCUGCUUAUAAAACACACUUGGGGGUACAAUCCCAGAAGGAAAACAAACAUUUAAAACAAUGUACAACAAUAAAUUUAAAAUUUAUAAAUGCGAUAAGCGUAUAGACACUUAAAACUUUAAGAUAAGCUACUGCAGAGAGAAGACCCAGAGUCACCCAUGGAACCGAGUUUGGGGAUUUUCUUAACGAACUAGUUUGGGUCGGGGGAUGGUCUGUGCCUACAGAUCUGUACACAGAAUCUGGCGACCAUCCGGGUUGUCUUAUGAUCUUUGCCUAACAGGAAAAGGUCAAUUUUUUGCUUUUCUGGGAGGUCAGCAAGCCUCACCAGCAGGGGAUCAAUGGUCUCACUACGUGCCUCUUCAUAAAAGGGGACAUCUAAAGAACAAGUGCUCUGGGCUUCCUAUCUCCCCCAAUGAACAGGCACAGAGUCUGUGAGCAUAUGGGAUUUUUUUAAAGGAUCCUUCCAGGACUGUUGAGGGCAGAGCCGAGCUUCUGGCGAGUGUAUUUUUGGAUAAAAAAAGAGAUAUGCUGCAGGUGCGGCUAUAUAUAUAUCGAUUUCUCCAAUUUUAUAGUCAGGGCGCCUUGAGCACUCCCAUUGUCUCUCAGUGUCUAUGAUUCUUUGCCUGACCAUAGCUUUUGCCUGGCCCAACCCCAGACUUAGAAGGGCUUAAGGGGCAAAACCCAGUUUCUGAAGGGGGGUUCAGGACUGCUGUCUGCCAGCCUGACUGGAAUUGGUCACAGAGGAUCAGUGGGGCUAUUCCUCGGGGGAGCAGAUUCAGUGUCAGCCAUUUAUAGAUUGCUGUUAGGUGGAUAUAAGCCUCCACUCUCAUCAUCCCCGUUUCCAGUCUAACCCAUGCGUUUGAAACGCAUCUGGGGACUUGUAGGAGAGCUCUAAGGAGUUUGGAUUGAACUCUCUCAAGGGGGGAGAAACCAGAGGAAGGCGGGCCCAGAAAGGAUCCAUAAAUGGUGAAUAUAUUUUUGUUUCUGUGCUUUUAUUACAUUUUCUUAUUUUUAUGGUGAAUUUAAACUGAUUUUAUCUCUCUUGUAUUUUUGUGAUCUUAACACCACUUGGAGGCUAUGUUGCAAUAAUAUAAGCACGUCCAACUUCCAAGAGAUUGCAACCUACUCCCUCUAUAAAUAAACUGGCAGUGAUCUACCCAUUUGGGAAGAUGAGCCAAAGUUGUUGAGCACUGGUCUUGAAAGACCUACAUUGGCUCCCAGUACAUUUCUGAGCACAAUUCAAAGUGUUGGUGCUUACCUUUAAAGCCCUAAACGGCCUUGGCCCAGUGUACCUGAAGGAGCGUCUCCACCCCCAUUGUUCUGCCCGGACACUGAGGUCCAGCACCAAGGGCCUUCUGGUGAUUCCCUCACUGCGAGAAGCGAGGUUACAGGGAACCAGACAGAGGGCCUUUUCGGUAGUGGCACCCGCCCUGUGGAACGCCCUCCCACCAGAUGUCAAAGGAAAAAACAACUACCAGACUUUUAUAGUAGACAUCUGAAGGCAGCCCUAUUUAGGGAAGCUUUUUAAUGUUUGACGAACUAUUGUAUUUUAAUAUUUUAUUGGAAGCCACCCAGAGUGGCUAGGAAAACCCAGCCAGAUGGGCGGGGUAUAAAUAAUAAAUUAUUAUUAUUAUUAUUGAGCCUUUUGUGAAGCCACCUUAACUAAGCUUUUAGCCUAGGGACUGAGAAGCUGCACAUCUUCCAGUGAGAGAGAGUCUGCUAGCUCACUCUCUUCCUGUUCUUCUUCUUGCUGUUCACCUCCCGGUUUCGCCCAGCUAUUGUCUUCCAAACUGUGCCCCUCAGCAAACCAUUGUUCCAAAUCAACACUACUCCACUGCUCCUGUGGAGUUUCAGUAUCCUGGCCACGAGCAGGGGGAGGGGGAGGCUCCUGCCAUUCCUCAUCAGAGUUGUACUCCCCAGCCUGGUCUCUGACACCGAUUGAGGAGGUCCACUAGAGGAGACUCCCCACCCGUUCCCCAGCCCUCCAAUCUAGAGCUAAGCCUGCCACACCGUGGUGGUUCCUUAAGCCAAGCCUAUUUUUAUACCAAACAACAAGCUUGCCUGUCUUUCGAUUUCUAGGUUGGGCACCUGAUCCAGAAGGCUGCAGCAGAGAGUAAUCUGAAGAGGGUGACCCUGGAGCUUGGUGGAAAGAGCCCAAACAUCAUCAUGUCGGAUGCCGAGAGUAAGAGACAUUUCCCUCUUGACAGGAGUGGGUUUGCCCCUGCGGAGCGCGGGAUUGGCUGGUGACACUCUGGGCCUUCCUUCACCAGGAGUGCGACUCUUAAUAAUUCUUUAGUGUUUAAGAUAGUUUUAUUUAUAAAUCCAUGACAUCACAACAUAAUACGUUACAUAGCUACACUUUAACGUAACAAUACAGCACGCAACGAUUUAGAACAAACUAAAAGAUAACUUUCCGAAAGACACAAAAUGUGUCCACUGGGCCUCAGGAACUGCUUAGUCUGGGAAGUAUCUCAAUAAUGACUCUAAUCAGAAAGUUUUCUGGAGAAGUGGUGAUUGUACUUCUCAUCUCUAAAUGGCCACUUACAUCCACCCCUCAUAACGUUAGGUAUUUGUGCAUAUUUUCAGCUAGCAAGAAGCCAGAUUUUGAACCACCAUCCCUGCCAUGAGAACUUCGUAGAGGACUUCCACUGAUAGGUUAGCUUUAGCCAAGUAGCGGCUAUCAGUUACAAGGGUAAAGGUAAAGGAACCCCUGACCAUUAUAAGUCCAGUCGUGGCCAACUCUGGGGUUGCGGUGCUCAUCUCGCUUUAUUGGCCAAGGGAGCCACCGUACAGCUUCCGGGUCAUGUGGCCAGCAUGACUAAGCCGCUUCUGGCAAACCAGAGCAGCGCACGGAAACGCCGUUUACCUUCCCGCCAGAGCGGUACCUAUUUAUCUACUUGCACUUUGACAUGCUUUUGAACUGCUAGGUUGGCAGGAGCAGGGACCGAGCAACGGGAGCUCACCCCGUCGCGGAGAUUCGAACCACCGACCUUCUGAUCAGCAAGUCCUAGGUUCUGUGGUUUAACCCACAGCGCCACGUGUGUCCCUUUAAUUACAAGAGUAGUUCUUUGUAAAUGAAGCCAUUAUUGUUUUCAGGAGAUAACGAGAGAAGGGACAAGACAAAUAACCUGGUUAACAGUGGCUGCAGUCUCCUGAAACAUUCUGACCUAUUAUUACACAUGUACCACAGAACAAGGCUACCCCACGGUGGAUUCAUGCAACAUAUCUUAGCUGGGGUGAUGUGUUGGUAAUUCUUAAUGCUCUUGAUGGCUGAGAUAAUAUCUUUCCAGAUCUCCUGACUUGUGGCUUCCUUCUCUCCUCCAGUGGACUGGGCUGUUGAGCAGGCUCAUUCUGCCUUGUUCUUCAACCAAGGGCAGUGCUGUUGUGCUGGGUCCCGCACGUACGUCCAAGAAGAUAUAUAUCACGAGUUUGUGGAGCGAAGCGUGGAGAGGGCCAAAUCCAGAGUGGUUGGAAACCCAUUUGACCACAAAACGGAGCAGGGCCCUCAGGUGAUUCCAGUUUGCCCUUAUAAAACACAUUCUGGAUUGGAAGAACUGUGAGACAUCCUAGACCGGAAGGAAUUUCGCCCUGGCAAAUGGCCCCCAAAAGAGCUUUCAGUUUAUGUAUAUUUAAUUCAUUUUUAAUACUACCCAGAUGGCUAUUAUUACCAUGAUAACGCAAAUGAUGGCUGUACAUGUGUGUUCACAGCCAAUCUGGAGGCAAGGAUGGGGAGGAAAGGAAAGGAGAGAGAGGGGGGGGAAAGCAUUUGCUGUAGCCAAGAGACUGGGGGCGAAGGGACACAGUCCACCCACAACGUAAGGCUCCCCAGGGGGCCACGGCUCACUGGUUGAAAACCACUGAUCUAGAGCAAUGUUUCCCAAACUUGGGUCUCCAGCUGUUUUGGGACUACAAUUCCCAUCAUCCCUGACCACUGGCCUUGCUAGCUAGGGAUGAUGGGAAUUGUCAACGUAUAUAUUCAACAAAUAAAAUAUUUUAAAGCUUGUUGUCUACCCAAUCCCAAAGGCAGUUGAUUUAAAAUAGGGAUGGGGAUCCAGCAGUCCCUUCCAGAUGUUAUUGGUCUCUCAACUCUCGUCAGCCCCAGCCGGCUUAAUCAAGGAUCAAGGAAUGCGUACAAUGAGAGCACCAUGGCUUCCCCAGCCCUGACAGAUGACAUUGUCAGAGGAUCUUCAUAACCUCAUCAACAAAAAGUUGAUGUCUUUCAUUCUGCCUGUAGAAUCGCUGUUUGCGUAUGGGCAUGUACACAUGAUGUUGUGUUAAAAGUGUAUUUUUUUCUGUAUUCUGAGAAGGAUUGAACUGACCUGCCAUACCAUGCUUUUUUGUCUUCUAGGUGGAUGAGACUCAGUAUAAGAAGAUCCUUGGAUACAUUGGUACUGGGCAAAAGGAAGGUGCCAAAUUGCUCUGUGGUGGCAGUCCAGCUGCAGACAGAGGUUAUUUUAUCCAGCCAACCAUCUUUGGAGAUGUGCAGGACAACAUGACCAUUGCAAAAGAGGAGGUCAGCAGCAAAAUGUUUUCCUGUACUUGUUAGUCUCUGAAUAACAGUGCUGUGGUUAGAGGGGUCUACGCGAUCCCUCUCUUUUUCUCUCCUGUUGUAUUGGUCUGUGUCUCAGAGCUACAAUGGUGGCCUCCAGAACCGACCAACCAUCCUCUUUUAUCUGUACAUUCACUUAUGAUUUACUUAAAAUUACCUGUUAUGAUUUUUAUUGUAGCGCCCCGUCUCACUUUGAGUGCUGUUAGCGCAGAGAAUGCAAAUUGCAAUUUUGGUUUUUACUGAAAAUGUCAUUGUUUUAUUUGCUUUGUAAGCAACCUUGGGGUUUUAGACUAAUCAAGCAGUAUAUAAAUCUUGUGGAGAUAAUAAAAUAAGAUAUUUCUAAUCCCAAGACUGUUUACAGCACAAAUGCCAACACAAAUAUCAGUACUGUAAGAACAAGAACAAUCUAUUAAAAUGCAAUUGAAUCAUUUAGUACAGUCUCAGACACUUCUCAGUGGUUUGAUUGGUAUCGAUGACCAGCAAAGGCCGGAGUGAAUAGGAGGCACAAAAAACUGCAGGGUUUGUACUUGCCUUAUUUUGUGGGGGGGAGAUUAUUCUAUAUGCUGGGUGCAAGGACAGAAAAGGCCUUUCCCCUGCUUGCUACCAGAUGGCCAGCAUGGUGUAGUGGCUAAGAGCUAUGGACUCGUAAUCUGGUGAACCGGGUUCACUUCCCCGCUCCUCCACAUGCAGCUGCUGGGUGACCUUGGGCCAUAGCUGUUAACUUUCAGAUUUGAAAAUAAGGGAUCAGCAACCUCGAAAAUAAGGGAUCAACAGCCUCACCUGUCCCGGGAACAGUGUACGGGAUAUAUAACAAUCCAGGAUAGCAGCGGGAAACGGCACUGGAAUAAGGGAAUUUCCCACAAAAAAAGGGAAGGUUGACAGCUAUGCCUUGGGCUAGUCACACUUCUCUGAAGUCUCUCAGCCUCACUCACCUCACAGAGUGUUUGUUGUGGGGGACGAAGGGAAAGGAGGUUGUUAGCCGCUUUGAGACUACUUAGGGUAGUGAUAAAGCGGGAUAUCAAAUCCAAACUCCUCCUCCUCCUCCUCCUCUUCUUCUUCUUCUCCUCCUCCUCCUCCUCCUCCUAAUCCCUACAACCAGGCAGGACUAUAUGAGGGAGGGCAUUCCUUCAGGUAACCAGGUCCCAAGUUGCUUAGGGAUUUAUAGGAUCCUGUCUGCCAAACCUAUCUGUUUCCAUAUGCAUCCUGCUCUGUCUUACAGAUAUUUGGGCCAGUCAUGCAGAUACUGAAAUUUAAAACCAUAGAGGAAGUCAUCCACAGAGCAAACGACACCAAAUAUGGCCUCGCGGCAGCAGUUUUCACCAAGGACAUUGACAAAGCAAAUUACAUUUCCCAGGGUCUGCGUGCUGGAACCGUCUGGUAAGGGGCUAAACGUUGGGGAGCAGUCACCAAAUGCUUUAGGAAAUGCUGUAGGAGGAGCACCUGCUUGGCAGGCAGAAGGUUAUAGGUUCUGUCCCUGGCAUCUUCUGGUAUGCCAGGAGCUCCUGACUUGAAAUCUGGAGAACUGCUGUCAGUCAUGGUAACAAUAUUGAGCUAGAGCAGGCAUAGGCAAACUCGGCCCUCCAGAUGUUUUGAGACUACAGUUCCCAUCAUCCCUGACCACUGGUCCUGCUAGCUAGGGAUCAUGGGAGUUGUAGGCCAAAAACACCUGGAGGGCCGAGUUUGGCUAUUCCUGAGCUAGAGGCACCAAGGGGCUAUGAAUUAGCUUUCUAUGUUCCUCUUUUCAAUGAACUUUCGAAACUGUUAUGUAUUGCCAACUGUAUGACAUUCUUCAGAAUUUAACUUCCUAGCUGGUUUAACUUUUCUACCCUUUUUUUGGGAAACAAUUUGCUAGUCUUUGUGGCUGACCAGAGAUGUCAGAUGAGUGAGAACCCACAUGGACACAAGGCUGUAUUAUUUCCUUUGGUUUUUUUAUUUUAAAAAAGUAAAAAAUAAAAUCAAAAAAUAUAAAUACAUUUGCAUAAAUGUACACAUUUUGUUGCAUAUAAGCAUAUAACUUAAUUAAACAAUUAAAUAAAACAAUCAAAAUAAUGUCAUUUUUAACUUGUAAACUGAGAUAUAUGAGAGAGGAUGAAUGUCAGAGUAAUUAUAUUUACAUUAUGAUGUGCGAUUGCAUUGUGAUGUUUAGAUUGGUGAACACAGGCAAAUAUUUAAACCAGUAACAAUUCAGAAUUUUACGUUUCAGUAUCCAUUCUUUUUGUCAUUGGUUACAUUUAUCAAAUGGAGAAAUAACAGGCAGUGAAUGUAUUACUUCGUUUAUUAUUCUGUUCAUGAGUCUGCCGGUUUAACAAAAGUUCCCUUCCUCUCCUCCUCAAAUGUGAAAUGCUGGAAGUUUACAUCUCAUCUUCUGUAUUCAAACCUCACAAACAAAUUAGUGCCUGUUCUCCAAAUUUAUAAGUGCCUUGGACAAGGCCUGCAGUGUUAGACUUGGUAUCAGGGGGACAAGAAAUGAGAUUACAGUGGUGCCUUGCAAGAUGAAAUUAAUCCGUUCCGCGAGUCUCUUCGUCUUGCGGUUUUUUUGUCUUGCGAAGCACGGCUAUUAGCGGCUUAGCGGCUAUUAACGGCUUAGCAGCUUUAAGAAAAAGGAAACAAACUCGCAAGAACUCGCAAGACGUUUCGUCUUGCGAAGCAAGCCCAUAGGGAAAUUCGUCUUGCGGAACGACUAAAAAAACGGAAAACUCUUUCGUCUUGCGCGUUUUUUGUCUUGCGAGGCAUUCGUCUUGCGAGGCACCACUGUACAGUGGUACCUCGGGUUACAGAAGAUUCAGGUUACAGAUGCUUCAGGUUACAGCCUCCGCUAACCCAGAAAUAGUACCUCGGGUUAAGAACUUUGCUUCAGGAUGAGAACAGAAAUCACGGGGGGGGGGGGCGCAGCGGGAGGCCCCAUUAGCUAAAGUGGUAUCUUAGGUUAAGAACAGUUUCAGAUUAAGAACGGACCUCCAGAAUGAAUUAAGUUCUUAAGCCGAGGUACCACUGUAGUCUUCUGUUACCUAAAUGCUCCAGAAAUAACUCCUAACCCCCAAUGUCUCCUGCAGGAUUAACUGCUACAACGUCUUUGGCAGCCAGACACCGUUUGGUGGGUACAAAGCAUCUGGACAAGGACGGGAAGGGGGAGAAUAUGGUCUCACGCCAUACAUGGAAGUAAAAACGGUGAGGAUCUGAAACUCUCGUCCUAGUUUGGUUUUUAAGUAUUUUGAAAACUGAAGCUUUUAUUUUGCAUCUUCCAGUAGAGAAUGGCAAGGACUUCCAAGUAGUAAAUAAAACUUGUCUUGCUUAUGGGAGAAUUGACGGUAUUUCACUUGGUACAGAGCAGAAUAAAGAUUUGUCAAAUGUUGCUCUCCUUAGUCCACCGAACACUGGUUUUGUAGACAUAACAUGAAAGCAUGUCUUUCACUAACUCUGGCUUAGACUGCAAACCAUGGUUUGUCUGAUCUUCUUUCCCAAUAUUCCCAGAGAAUCCCUUGAUGACAUCCUCAAAGGGGAGAGGAAUUCCCAAACCAUAGUUCAGGCGUAACACUAAACCACUGUUUGCCUGACCUAGGUGGCAAGCCACCUUCAAAACCUAACAGCAGAUUAUGGUUUGGUGGCCAUUGUGGUUCAGAUGGUGCUGGGUCAGGCCUCAUGACAAAUCAUGGCUUGGCAAUAUGUCUAAACCGUGUUCCUAUUUUCAAUAAAUCAUUUUUUGCUGAUGGCAACCUUUUAGUUGUGAACAGAAAACUGGGCUUCCAUACCUAAUGGUGGCUGCAUCUGUAUGCAAGUAAAAUUACAACUGGACAGGACAAGAGCAGUACCUCUUGAACAAAUAGGCUCCAAACAUUACUGUCUUUAAGUGUUGUUUGUAGGGUAACAUUGAGCUAAUGCUUUGGUAUGCUAGGUUAUUGUAGAAUUCCUACCUUGGAUCAUAACGAAAAUGUUUAGGCACCUUUUAAGUACCUGCAUGGAAGCAUUUCUUAUUAUGUAAAGAAAGCACUGGAAUUCUUCUACUUUUGAAGAAUUGAUACCCACCUUAGACUCAAUUUAAAGAGUUGAAGUGGCAAGCAGUUGUCCCAGUAUCCCACAACUUGAGCAACAGAAUUAGGAGACGUAUACAGUGCUACUUCAAUAAGCCAAGUGGAUCAGGCACCGGGCUAUAGUCUUGAAAGCAGUGAAAUUUGAGUAUUGCUCUGUCCAAUGCUAGUGGAAGCCUCCAGCCAAUUCUGUUGUAAAUGGGAAACUGUAGGGUUUGAUUAAUCCAGCACAAUAUUAUGUAGACUGCAUCCUGUUUUGAGGAAGGGCUGAAGCUCAAUGGUAGAGGAUGUGCUGUGCAUGCAAAAGGUCCUAACAGCUUCCUAAGUUUCUGCUAAACUGUUUGAAACUGAAUUACAUUAACAGGGUUGACAUGGGUGUCAUCUUGGGACUGAUUGUCUUGUAGAGUGAGAGAUGCAAAGUUGGCCAAGUCUAAUGAAUCAUAUUCUUUCUAGGUAACCAUCAAAGUUCCACAGAAGAAUUCUUAAAGGACAUCAGCUGUAUAUCUGAAACCGUCGGUAUAAGCUGCCAUUCCUCUUGAUAGCAGCAUUUAAGCAGGAUUGAAGUAGAGGAACCUCCUUCAUGAAGAAAGCCUUCACCUCUACAAGCAACCUAAGAUCAUUUAUUUCAUAUAUUUUAAGAAAAAUCUUUAUUUACCUGCUUAUAUUUUACUUCACUUUUUUUCUGUACCAGGCACCCCUAUAUCUUAAUGUUACACUAAUGGAUGCAGAUAUCCAUUUGAACUUUAAGAAUAAUUUCUCAAACUGGUUUUUCAAACUGAUUAUAUGGUACCCAUUUAUGGUAAUCUGGAACGUAUCUUGAGGUUUGUUUAUAGGAGCAAAUAUCUAAGUAAUGAGAACUUCCGUCCUUUCUCAGUGUGUAACCUAAACAGAAACUGCCCCUUUUAUAUACGAGAGCUCUAAAACUGUCUGCUUAUUUUGACAAUCAAUGCUGUGAAGCCAGCGCAGGCUGUGAUUUCCCCCCCUGAUCUUAUAUCAAAUACAUAAAGAAAAUUUCAUAGUUGACAUGCGUUUGUUCAGUUGCUGACCAUUUUUGGUUAAAACGGUUACCCUUUUCUCUUCGUGCAAAUGGGGUAAGAUGAAAUAGAGAGAAAAGGAUUUGUAUAAUAGAGGAAGGGACGCUCUUUGGUGGUUUUCUUCUUCUUCUUUUGAAUUCUCAACAUGCCAAGACUUUUUCUAGUGAUUACAAUGGAAACAAGAAAGAUGGAUGAGUGUUUUGAGCCACAUUCAAACCAUACAUUUAAAGCACCAUGCUACUACUAUAAAUAGUCAUGCCUUUCCCUAAAGAAUUAUGGGAGCUGUAGUUUGUGAUGGGUGCUGAGAGUUUUAGGACACCCCUAUUCCCCCCAGAGAGCUACAGUUCCCAGAGUCCCCCGUUUAAACCACUCUGAGAAUUCUAACUACAUGGAGGGGGUGAUAGGGGAUCUCCUAACAAUUCGCAGCACCCUUAAAAAAUGGCAACUCAACUCCCAGGAUUCUUUGGGGGAAACCAUGAGUUUAAGGUGGUAUCAUAGUACUUUCAAUGCCUGGUGUGAAUGCAGCCUUAGAGUUCUUCACUAGUCAAGUGAAAAACAUAGGGUUCAAAUUCCAUGCUCCCUCAGCAGCCACUUUCUUCGGGAUUUGGUUUAUUUUGGGUUGUCAACUGUCCAUGGAUAUAGGACCUGCUGCAAGUCAUUUGCAACCAAGGAACCUUAAUUUUAAUACUCUGAAUGCUUUGAAAGUAGGGAGAUUGUUGUGUAGACAAUAUGGUGACUGACAGUCUUUCCCAUACAGAAUGCAAUUGGCUGAGAGGGACAUUAUUAAAGUGAGUGUGUAAUUUAGCAGCAAGAGGAGUUGGCUGCUGCACACAAGACUUCAAGAACCACUGUUAGCCGACCCUAUGGCUUUCUGGAAGUCCGCAAGCCAGGCAUGCAAGCAAUGCAAAGUUUCAUAUAUCCACCGAUUAAACAAAUUCACGGAGCAAAAUAAUCUGUGUUGCCACAUUAUGUGGCAGCAUGUUUCAUAUCCUUUAUAUCAAGGUGAGGAACAUCAGGCACAGGGACUGAAUGUGGCCCUUCCAGCCUCUCUACAUGGCCCUCAGGACUCCCAUCAGGCUCCUUGAGUGCUUUUGUGUGGCUGGAUGUGUCCUUUCCUGAUGCACUGAUCCCUUUUGCUUCUUUGCAUGGAUGGAGGAGGUGGAAGAGAGAUAAAAGAAACCACUGACAUGCAUGGCUGGAAUGUAGCGUAAUGUCCAAGGGUAAUAGUCACAUACAUUUUACCUUGAGCACUUUUGCCUUUAGCUUGAACUCGUUCUCUAGCUGCUUAAACUUGCAUAGCUAAAACUCCAUCACCUACAAAAAGGAGCUAGCACCAGGGUUGGGGCAUCAUCAAGGUUUGCAGAAGUAUGGGGGGAAAUAAAUACUUUCAGGAAGUGAACCAUAGGGACAACACACAGCUUGGCCAAAUGGGGACAGAGCAAAAAGUAUGACUGGCUACAUGAUGCUGAACUGGGAGAAGAAGUAACAGAAUCUGGGAGGGGAAUAAAAUGGCAUAUUGCCAUAAAGGUCAUGGCUGGCUCAACAGGAGCACUGCACACUAUAGCAUUUUGGUGCUGGUCUUAUUUGUAUUUUAUAUGCAGGUAAAGGUGUGGAACACAGUUUUGCAAGGAAACCCUUUAUCCUUUUUUUGUAUGCGCAGAGAAUUUGGGCCACACUUCCUGAGAUGGUAUCAAAAUUAAAAGUACCUUUGCUGCUUAUGUAUGUUGAAUGCACCACCAGGUAGUUUGGUAAUAUGCUUAAAUAAACAAAUGACGUUAGAGACC
This is a messenger RNA of Podarcis lilfordi (Lilford's wall lizard), 33926 nucleotides long. NCBI's taxonomy places the organism in Eukaryota, Metazoa, Chordata, Lepidosauria, Squamata, Lacertidae. The record is from the annotation of a GenBank genome assembly.